Messenger RNA from Coregonus sp. 'balchen', 10371 nucleotides. NCBI's taxonomy places the organism in Eukaryota, Metazoa, Chordata, Actinopteri, Salmoniformes, Salmonidae. The record is from the annotation of a GenBank genome assembly.
GGCAAAGCGUAAAUAUCUUUAUUUUGCCAGCUAACGUUAAAAAAUUUGAUUAAAUAAUGUAUAUAGCUGCAUAUCUGAUAAAAAUUGGGGACUCAAAAAGAAAAGCCUACCUGUCAUUUUUCAACAGUAGGGACGAGUUGCAUGGGGAGCUGACAAAUAAGACCAGUUGGCAUAGAAAAAACGCUCGGCCGAGAACAAAUUAUAAAGCUGUGCAGAUGAGGUAUAUUAAUAGGAAGGCUUGACUGUCACAGUCUUUUUACUCGUGAAGACGCGGAGCUUCGUGGCGAGUCGCCGGACAACUAACGUUCUAGUUACGCAGUGAUCAUAAAAUACAUUUGGUAGUGUUAAAUCUUAAAUCAUGGACGUGUUGGAAGUCCUCAAUUUGGGCGAUGUAGCCCAAACGUUCUCAAAAAUGGGAAUGUUUCCCGUUUUUGAUCUUGCUUAUUACAUCGUGUCCAUACUCUACCUCAAGUAUGAACCAGGUUAGUGGCAUUUUUUUCCCUAUACAUUCAUGUUCAAAAAAUGAAAUCAAUAGUUGUAAUGGAUUUAUAAUUCUAAUUAGGUAGGCUAUUGAAUAUAAUACAGGUCAACUUUGAAAUAGAUGGGUAUGUUGAAUAGGUUAUAACCUAGGCUAUAUGCGUUGUCAACCCCUGAAAAGUAUAACACCAAUAGAUACAUGUACCUAUGCAAGUAAUAAUUUGUCAAUUUAUACAUAGGCCUACUAUGGAAAUCAUUAUAAACUUUUGAUAACUUGAAUGGAAUUUUAAUUUGUCCAACGAAUAACAUUUGCAGCAGCAGCUUGGCCUACUUUGAGAGAAGAAGUAAGAAACCCCUACAGGAGUUAGAUUAAUCCAGUUUCCUUUAAUACCUCACAUUUCCCAACAUUUAGCCCUUUAAACAGAAAUGGUCUCCUGUAUGAAAUCGGAUGAGACCCGUUGCAUACCAAAGCUUUGGCCCCCAUGCAAUAAAUAGAAUGUCCUAUAAAUAGAUGUCAGUGGGCUAGCUACACACUACAGAAAGUCUCUUCUGUUUCGGAGUAGGAUUGUUCACAGCCCAUGUGUAAUGGUUAUUGUAAGACCUCAUUGACAUUGUAUUAAUCAAAGGUGAAGCUUACAAUACUCAAUAAUAUUUUCAGCCAAGCCUCUUAGAGACCAAAAAUAUGGCCAAAAGCACUGAUGUUGGCCUCGAAAUGAACAUGUCUAAUAAAAUCCCAGCACUAUUGUACCCUUCUGCAUUCCCUUGUUCACACAAAUAAAGGUAAACUGAAUGAAGAAAUUGCAUUUGUUCAUUGUGAAAUAAGUUUGAAAUUACUUACUCAUUGACACAUUUUUGUGUUACAAGUAAAUGAUAGUGGUCUAUAAAACCUGGUAUCAAAAUACUCUCAUUCCCUACCUUGCCUCUUUGGCCAAAUGUUAGUAAAAUCUUAGUAAAGACAGGUGGAACGUUUUUUUUUCUCUCCAGUAAUGGUUCAGAGAAGCCGCAUGAGUUCCUAGACCUAUGUAAAACAAUCUCUGAGUCACAUGUUAGCAGUGGUUCCCUGGUUCCCCAUGAAUGAGUUUGGGGGCUGGGGUGUUAAGGGUAAAAGUUUGUGUCAGGCCUGCCAGUUGCGUUGUGAGGCAGGAAAAGCAAUAGAGCAACGUGUAUUUUUAGGGUGCAUUUCUUUGGAUCAGUUUUCUGUCAAACAGCAAGCUAAUUGGUCCUACACCCAGAAUCACACCUGUUCUUUUAGAUCUUGACAGUUCUGGCGCCCAGCAGGGGGACUCACACAUCCAGAUUUACUCUACAAUGUUACAACGAUCCAUAGAUGUUUAAAACACUUCAUUAUAGUAGCUUUGGCUUUUUAAAAUUACUUUGGUUGUAGUGAAAAACUUGAUUUCUCUUUCCUCGUGACCAGUAACACAAAUGAGUCAAGUUAAUUAAUAAUUGAGUAAUGGAUGAGUAAAAGGAUUCAGAGACUUUCUCGUGUGGUGGGUACUGUAACUUUGCCCUUGAGUAACUCACUCAAUGGUGGGAGUGACAUGAGUGGAUCAUUGCUGUAAUAGUAAACUGCUGGUAUACAUUUGAUGAGAGCUAAGGAAGAACUAACCAAAACAUAAUAGUACACACGCGCGCGCUAACACUUAUAAUAACUUUGAUGAAUAAGCAUUAUUAAACAAUUGAUAAACUAUUAAUAAAUGUAUACUUCAUGAUUUACUAACCUCCAAGUUUGUGUGCGUCUGUAAGUUGUUGUACGUAUGUGUAUGUUUGUAUCUGGUGUGGGGAUUUUGUUUAUGAAAAAAUGUGACAAUAUAAUGACUGUAAGUCGCUUUGGAUAAAAGCGUCUGCUAAAUGGCAUAUUAUAUAUUAUAUUAUAAUAUUAUUUUAAAAAAUUAAAAUAUUUACUAUUGUCCAGAAACAUUUAUAAGCAUUAUAAACAUUACAAAUCAUGAGAAUGUAUUAUAUUUCAAAUGAUUUAUGAAACAUUUAUAAUGGGUUAUUAAUUAAUGUUACUAAAACGCGUUACCAAUGUAUAAUCUGACUUAAUGUGGGGAAUAUAUCUAAAUCCUGAUUCUUCUGCAGGGUCAGUAGAGGUGGCUCGCAAGAGCCCUGUGGCCUCUUGGCUCUGUGCCAUGCUGUAUUGCUUUGGGAGCUACAUCUUAGCAGACGUUUUGCUCGGCGGUUGCCCCCUGGACUAUUUUCAAUACAACAGCCACAUCCUCCUAGCCUCCAUUAUUUGGUAAGAUUGUUUAAAUGGUUAAUGUGCUUAUCUUCAUACAUUAUUGGUUUAGUGUUUUUUUAGAAAGUGCAAAACCUGUGUCUGUAUAUGCCUAGGAUUGUUGAAAUAGGCCAAAUUGAAUUUGGAGUAACAUUGAUAGUAAUUAUUUCAAAAUUAUUUAGAAAUGUUGUUGUCAAAUAACAAAACCGCCACAACAUUAUUAAAAUGUACUCUUUUGUUUCUCUCUCGUUCACAAAAAUGUAACAAUAGGUACCUCAUCUUUUUCUGCCCACUUAACCUGUUCUACAAAUGUGUGGCAUUCCUGCCUGUAAAGCUGGUGCUGGUAGCCUUAAAGGAGGUUGUCCGCACUCGUAAAAUCGCCGCUGGCGUGCACCAUGCCCAUCAUGCCUACCAUAACGGCUUCCUCAUCAUGGUCAUCAUCGGCUAUGUCAAAGGUUGGUGUCUCCCUGCACUUCUUCCCUUUGCUACUGCUGCAACCUGUAGGACCUUCCUUGUGAGUGUCCAUUUUGUAAAGAAGCGAGAUACAGACCUUUGUCCUAAUUAUUUAGACAUUCUAUUUACAUCCUCCUAGGGUCAGGAGUGGCUCUCAUUUCCAAUUUUGAGCAACUGCUGCGUGGUGUGUGGAGGCCUGAGACCAAUGAAAUCCUCAACAUGUCAUUGUGAGUUGGUUUUCGUCACGACUCUGUGGUUGAUGUCAGCUGUCGACAUUUGUUGCAGCCUCCUCAAGCAGGAUAUAUAUAUUUUUUAAUGUCUGGUUGUUAGAAAUCUAAGCUGUUUCAGGACGACCUAGGAGGUCCCAGUUCUAGUUUUUGACAGCAAGACAAUGUUUUCCUAUUACAGCAAAUAAUCUGAUAUUGAUAUUUACAUCUACAACUUCUGAAGGUAUCAGGUAGUUACACAACUGGAUUUGAAGUCAUUCAAAUGCAUUUAUUGACCCUCUAGGUAUCUAAAAGAUAUGAUACAUUUGUAAAUUGGGCUGAACUAUCCUUUUAAAGCUGACAAAUGGAUAACAAUGGAUAUUUUCUUUCAAGAGAAAUGUUGUGACUGUCUGAUUUUCAUAAUAUUUUCCCUCUCCAGCCCUACUAAAGCCAGUCUGUAUGGAUCCAUUCUGUUUACACUUCAGGAGGCACACUUGCUUCCCGUGUCCAAGAGCACCCUCAUCUGUCUUUUCACUCUGUUCAUGGCUACUAUAAAGGUAGGUGCUGAAGUCCAUACUAGUGAGUGUGCAUCAAACAUUUACUCAGGGUUUGGGCAAAUAUGCUUUAACUCAAUGUCAAGGCUGAGGUGUAUGUGGUGUGGGAGUCAGGCGCAGGACACCGAAGCUUAGUCCAACAAAGUUUACUUGUGAAUCACAAGGCAAAGAUACAACGAUCGGCCUCAAACAAAACAGAGGCGAGCCAUUACGCAAACUAUGCGUAAAACAAUAAAACAACAAAACAGAGAAAAAACACAAGGCACUACGGACAGGAGAAAAACAACACACAACCUAACCAGUACAACUCAGGCAACUUAUAGAACACGUAAUCAGACACAAACGGACACGGGUGUGACAGACAGACAAAAGCAAUCAAACAUAGAAACAUUCAACGGUGGCAGCUAGUACUCCGGGGACGACAAACGCCGAAGCCUGCCCGAACUAGGAGGAGGAGCAGCCUCGGCAGAAUCCGUGAGAGUACCCCCCCCCCUUGGCCGACCCCGGCCUCGGGGACGGCCAGGAGGACGCGGACCCGGGCGCGUGGGAUGCCCACGGUGGAACUCCGUCAGGAGGGAUGGAUCUAGGAUGUCCCUCCUAGGCACCCAGCACCGUUCCUCCGGACCGUACCCCUCCCACUCCACGAGAUACUGGAGACCACUCAUCCGGCGCCUCGAGUCCAAGAUGGUCCGGACCCUGUACGCCGGGGCCCCCUCGAUGUCCAAAGGGGGCGGAGGGGUCUCUCCUAUCUCAUGUUCUUGGAGUGGGCCAGCUACCACCGGCCUGAGAAGAGACACAUGGAACGAGGGGUUAAUAUUCUUGUACUCAAUAGGCAGUUGUAACCUGUAACACACCUCGUUCAAUCUUCUCAGGACUUUAAAGGGCCCCACAAACCACCGACCCAGCUUCCGGCAGGGCAGGCGGAGGGGCAGGUUUCGAGUCGAGAGCCAGACUCGAUCUCCCGGUGCGUAUACCGGUCCCUCACUGUGGUGGCGAUCGGCGCUCGCCUUUUGUUGACGAAUGGCCCGCUGCAGAUGGACAUGGGCAGCGUCCCACGUCUCCUCCGAGCGCCGAAUCCACUCAUCCACCGCAGGGGCCUCGAUCUGGCUCUCGUGCCAUGGUGCCAGGACCGGCUGAUAACCUAAAACACACUGGAAAGGUGUUAAAUUGGUGGAGGAGUGGCGGAGAGAGUUCUGGGCCAUCUCUGCCCAGGGGAUAUACCUAGACCACUCCUCCGGCCGGCCCUGGCAAUAGGACCUCAGAAACCUACCCACAUCCUGGUUGACUCGUUCAACCUGCCCAUUGCUUUCUGGGUGGUACCCCGAGGUAAGGCUCACCGAGACCCCCAAGCGUUCCAUGAAUGCCCCCCAGACUCUGGAGGUGAACUGGGGACCUCGGUCAGACACAAUAUCCUCGGGGACCCCAUAGUGCCGGAACACGUGGGUAAAUAGGGCCUCAGCGGUCUGUAGGGCAGUAGGGAGACCCGGCAUAGGAAGGAGACGACAGGCCUUGGAAAACUGAUCCACAACGACCAAAAUGGUGGUAUUCCCCUGGGAGGGGGGUAGGUCGGUCACAAAAUCCACCGAGAGGUGGGACCAUGGUCGUUGUGGAACGGGCAGGGGAUGUAACUUUCCCCUGGGCAAAUGUCUAGGCGCCUUACACUGGGCGCACACCGAGCAGGAGGAGACAUAAACCCUCACAUCCCUAGCUAACGUUGGCCACCAGUAUUUCACGCUAAGGCAGUGCACUGUCCGGCCAAUACCUGGAUGUCCAGAGGAGGGUGAUGUAUGAGCCCAAUAAAUAAGGCGAUCACGAACCUCGAGCGGAACGUACGUCCGCCCCACAGGACACUCGGGGGGAGUAGGGUCAGUACGCAGUGCCCGCUCGAUCUCCGCAUCGACCUCCCACACCACCGGAGCCACCAGACAAGACUCCGGCAGUAUGGGAGUAGGCUCAAUGGACCUCUCCUCUGUGUCAUACCGCCGGGACAGGGCGUCUGCCUUACCGUUCUGGGACCCUGGGAUGUAUGUGAUCUUAAAAACAAACCGGGUCAGGAACAUGUUCCACCUAGCCUGACGAGGGUUCAAUCUCCUAGCUGCCCGGAUGUACUCCAGGUUACGGUGAUCAGUCAGAAUGAGGAAAGGGUGUUGAGCCCCCUCAAGCCAAUGCCUCCACACCUUUAGGGCCUGGACUACAGCUAACAGCUCCCUGUCCCCUACGUCAUAAUUACGCUCCGCCGAGCUGAGCUUCUUAGAAUAUAACGCACAGGGGCGGAGCUUAGGUGGCGUGCCGGACCGUUGCGACAGGACUGCCCCAAUACCGGCCUCGGAUGCGUCUACCUCUACUUGGAAUGGUAAAGAGGGAUCCGGAUGCGCCAGCACCGGAGCCGAGGUGAACAGGUUUUUCAGUUUGACAAACGCCCUGUCCGCCUCAGCUGACCACUGCAAGCGAACCGGACCCCCCUUUAGCAGGGACGUAAUGGGAGCUGCAACCUGUCCAAAGCCCCGGAUAAACCUCCGGUAGUAAUUAGCAAAACCCCAAAACUGCUGCACCUCUUUUACAGUGGUUGGAGUUUGCCAAUUACGCACGGCCGACACACGGUCAACCUCUAUCUUCACACCAGACGCGGACAACCGAUAACCCAAAAAGGAGACGGACUCCUGGAAGAACAAGCAUUUCUCUGCCUUGACAUACAAGUCAUGCUCCAACAGUCUCCUCAACACUCGGCGCACCAGGGCUACAUGCUCGGCUCGUGUAGAAGAGUACACUAGGAUGUCGUCGAUGUAUACUACCACACCCUGCCCAUGCAUGUCCCGGAAAAUCUCGUCAACAAAGGAUUGGAAGACUGAAGGAGCAUUCAUUAACCCGUAUGGCAUGACGAGAUACUCGUAAUGACCCGAGGUGGUGCUAAAUGCUGUUUUCCAUUCAUCCCCCUCCGUAAUGCGCACCAGAUUGUACGCGCUCCUGAGAUCCAACUUUGUGAAGAACCGCGCUCCGCGUAAUGAUUCUGUCAUAGUCGCAAUCAGUGGAAGAGGGUAACUGUACUUAACCGUGAUCUGAUUGAGACUACGGUAAUCAAUACACGGGCGCAAACCCCCGUCCUUCUUCUUCACAAAGAAGAAACUCGAAGAAACCGGGGAAGUGGAGAACCGUAUGUAUCCCUGUGCCAAGGACUCGGCUAUGUAAGUCUCCAUAGCCGCUGUCUCCUCUUGAGACAGGGGAUACACACGGCUCCGUGGAAGUGCCGCUCCUGUUUGGAGAUCUAUCGCACAAUCCCCCUGUCUAUGAGGUGGUAGCCUUGUUGCCCUCGUUUUGCUGAACACGAGUGCUAAAUCCUCAUAUUCAGGGGGAAUGCGCAUUGCGGGCACUUGGUUCGGACUCUCUACCGAGGUCGCCCCUAAGGAAACACCUAGACAUCUCCCUACACACUGGGCAGACCACUCCAUAAGAGCCCUCUGUUGCCACGCAAUGGUAGGAUCAUGGGUGCUUAACCAGGGAAGCCCCAGCACCAUGGGAUACGCAGGAGAGUCAAUCAGAUAAAACUGAAUGAUCUCCUCAUGACCCCCCUGCGUCGUCAUCUUAAGUGGUGCUGUGACUUCUCUGAUCAACCCCGACCCCAACGGCCGGCUGUCUAGGGCAUGAACAGGAAAGGGGGCUUCUACCGGCCGAAGGGGAAUUCCUAACCUAUAACAAAAUGCACGAUCAACAAAAUUCCCAGCUGCGCCUGAAUCUACUAGCGCCUUGUGCUGGGAAUGAGGUGCCACCUGUGGAAAUCUCACAGGUAUACUCAUGUGACCAACAGAGAGCUCUGGGUAAGUGGGGCGCCUACUCACCUGAAAUGACUCCCCAGUGCGUGACCUGUCGUCCCCUCUCCCAGGAGACCCUCCCCAGCACCUGGCCGCGGUGUGUCCUCCACGGCCACAGUUGGUGCAGGGGAUGGCCCCCCUCGGGUUCUCUCUCCUCCUCUCUCUAGCGCCAGCACCUCCGAGCUCCAUGGGAAUCGGCUCGGAGGUGCUGGAGGGUGGAAUGGACGACCCCCACUCGGGACGUCCGCGGGUAGCCAGCAGGGUGUCGAGACGGAUGGAGAUGUCCACCAACUGGUCGAAGGAUAGGUUGGUGUCCCUGCAGGCCAGCUCACGACGAACGUCCUCUCGUAGGCUACACCGGUAAUGGUCGAUGAGGGCCCUCUCAUUCCACCCCGCAUCUGCCGCUAGAGUCCGGAACUCCAGGGCGAACUCCUGUGCGCUCCUCUUCCCCUGUCGGAGGUGGAACAGACGCUCCCCCGCCGCCUUCACCUCAGGUGGAUGAUCGAAGACAGCCCUGAAGCGGCGGGAGAACUCCGCGUAGGUGAUGGUAGCGGCGUCUAUUCCCCUCCAUUCGGCGUUGGCCCACUCCAACGCCUUGCCGGAUAGACAGGAGAUGAGGGCGGAGACGCUCUCGUAUCCCGAGGGCGCUGGGUGUAUGGUGGCCAGGUAGAGUUCCACCUGCAGGAGGAACCCCUGACACCCGGCUGCAGAACCAUCAUAUGCCCUCGGGAGCGAGAGCCGAAUGCCACUGGGUUCCGGUGCUGGGAGAGGAGGACUGGCCGUGUGUGAUGGUAUGGUGUGGGAAGGCGUGGGCACCUCUCCCGUAACCAACCGGCGCAGAGUGUUGGACACCUCGUUCAUGGCGGCCCCAAGUUGCCGGAUCAUGGUGUCUUGGUCGCUGAUCCGAUCCUCCAGCGACUUGGGUGCCGCCGCUGCUCCUGCUGACUCCAUACUGGUGUGUUGUUCUGUCAAGGCUGAGGUGUAUGUGGUGUGGGAGUCAGGCGCAGGACACCGAAGCUUAGUCCAACAAAGUUUACUUGUGAACCACAAGGCAAAGAUACAACGAUCGGCCUCAAACAAAACAGAGGCGAGCCAUUACGCAAACUAUGCAUAAAACAAUAAAACAACAAAACAGAGAAAAAACACGCAGCACUACGGACAGGAGAAAAACAACACACAACCUAACCAGUACAACUCAGGCAACUUAUAGAACACGUAAUCAGACACAAACGGACACAGGUGUAACAGACAGACAAAAGCAAUCAAACAUAGAAACAUUCAACGGUGGCAGCUAGUACUCCGGGAACGACGAACGCCGAAGCCUGCCCGAACUAGGAGGAGGAGCAGCCUCGGCAGAAUCCGUGACACUCAAGAAAUUGUGCAAAUUAAUUAACAAAAAUCCUUAUGGAAAAUAAUUGUCAAUACCCAGUUCAUGGAUUGAAUGUAGAUUAAUAUUUUGAACAGAUUUUUAAAUGGAAUUGAUCUCGACCCUACUACAGUAUUACAUACCUCUCCCUUCCUAUUGUUUGCUAUUAGUAUCAGCAAUUAAACAAACUUGAUAGUGAUCCUACUCUAUGGCAAUUUAGUUGUCUCAACUAGAAAUUACACAAACUAAGUAAAUCUUUUCACACUUAUGAUUUCUAUUUCACUCAGGUGAUUUUGACCACCCGCCACUCUCAUGGGUCUCCCUUCGUCCUCAUCGAGUCUUGGGUGUGCCACUUGCUCUUUGGCUCCCCUCUUGGAGGUGGUGAGGAGGAGCACCAUGCUGCCCCUGCCCCCGUCACCCCUGUCUCACCAGUCAAAACCAAGGAGGAGCUCAGCGAAGGCACCCGCAAGAGGAAGUCCAAGAAAGCAGAGUAGAACGCAAACUACUACACCAGUGAAGGGGGGAAAAAGGUCCCCCCAUCCCCAAAAUGCAUCUGAUCUCCCCUCAUGGUCCAGCCUUCUGUUUACAGUAGACAUGAUGGAGUCUCCCAUUCCUUGCUUGGGAAAGGUGCAGUUUGAUGUUUACCAAAUGAGGCCCUUUCUAUUGAAGCAAAUGGUGCUUUCUAUGUCAUAUUACACAGUAUGUGGAUUCUGUAAAUAGCUCACCAGUCUCACACUUAAAUCAUCAUCCCAGCCAGUACAUAUCUACUUAUUUAUUUAUGUAUUUACUUUUCUUCUGUGAACAUCUCUGCUACUGUGUGCAACAGCAUGUGGUGAACAGUGUACUGCAAGUUACAUGAUUGUUUUAGGAUGGCCUUUGUUUCAAGUGCUUCUGCUGUUAGUUAUCAAUGUUUUUGGUUUAAACCCAGUCAGACCUAUUUUAGUAAUGUAAAGAAAUUGGAUCAAAAGCACAAUCUGACACUAGAUCAGAUGAUCAGACAACAGAAUCAAUCAGACAAAAAUAUAAUGUGAAUAACACAUGGCUGCUUUUUACAAAGAAAACAAGUGAGAUUAAUGUCCUUUAUUAAUAAAGGCAAGUCAAAAUUCUUAUGUGGUGAGAGUUUUUGAUUCAGUUGUUUACAAUGAUAUUGCUAUAUGUUGUUAAUGGUUACUGUAAAAAAAAGAAAGUAUGAGGCUGCUGGACAUUCAUACAGAAAUGUGCAAUAUAAAAUUACAAUUCAUUUUGUUUACAAAAGAGAGGGUCACACUACCAGACAGAGCCAAAUAGUAUG